Molecule: messenger RNA, 1290 nt
Organism: Hevea brasiliensis (rubber tree)
Lineage: Eukaryota; Viridiplantae; Streptophyta; Magnoliopsida; Malpighiales; Euphorbiaceae
Product: ubiquitin domain-containing protein 7SL RNA1-like
Exons: 1
Coding region: 215-1027 (270 amino acids)
Biological process (GO): proteasome-mediated ubiquitin-dependent protein catabolic process
Cellular component (GO): nucleoplasm; cytosol
Molecular function (GO): ubiquitin binding; proteasome binding; polyubiquitin modification-dependent protein binding
Source: RefSeq, a predicted model, not a curated record
CAUAAAUUUGAUGGGUGGCAGAAGAAAGAAUCUAAACACUUCUAUAAGAGUGCUUCUCAUUUUCAAAACUUCACAUCCACAUAAACAAUAUCACCAUUGAUAUCGGUUCACAGUUAGACAAUAUCGGAUAUUGUUGCAACUACAAGCAAAACCCUUCACUAAAAAAAAGUCCCUCCAUUGCUUUACUUGCCUUUCGCCGCCACCACCAUUUUCAAUGGACGUCUUCUUUGAACCCCAAAGAGGCUCACCAUUCUCCAUUGAACUGGGUUACUUUGACACUGUCCUAGAGAUCAAAGAAAAGGUUCUAAAAUACCGAGGUAUACCCGUAAACAAGCAAACCCUAGUUUUCAAUGGUCAAGUCCUUCAGGAUGAUCGUGAUAUUGAAUACUGUGAAAUCCUCCAUAACUCUCACAUCCAGCUCCUCAUAGCUCCAGAUAAUGAUAAUAAGCCACAGCCUCAAAUCAAGAUCGAAGAAUCCUCACCUUCCAACAAAAUUCAACUCAGCAUCAAGAUACCAUCUUCCAAAAUGCUUGUCCCUCUUGAAAUGGAUGUAGAUGAUACCAUCCUACAGUUAAAAGAAAAGAUACAUGAAAUAGAGCCUGUUCCAACCCAGAGGCUCAUUCUUCAAUCAAGUGGUGUAGAAUUGAAGGAUAAUCACUCUUUACGUGAGUGUGAGCUGAUGGAUAAUAGUGAAAUUAACGUGAAUAUAAGGCCAUCAUCCACUGGCUUAGGAAUAGGCUCUACAGGAGGCGCUACCACUGGAACAAAGAAGCUGAAAUUGAUGGUGUUGCCGAAGUGCGGGACUAAGAAGAUACCGGUUGAAGUGAAUGCAUCGGACAAUGUUGGGGAGCUGAGAAAAGAGCUGCAAAAGUUGAGCCAGAGGCUGCAUUUUCAUCUUCCACCAGAAGGGUAUUUUUUCAUAUACAAACAGAAUGUGAUGGACGAUGAUAGGUCUUUCAGGUGGCACCAUGUUUGCCAAGGUGAUACAGUUGAGAUCUUUAAUGGAAGCAUCACGGGGGGAUCCUAAAUUCCUAAUCUAUAAUUAAUGUUACCCUUUAUGGGUAAUACUAUGUGUGUGUCUUGAUAAUUUCAAGUUGCAGGGUUUUUGUUAUGUUGUGUACAACAUGAUGCAUCCAGUUGCUUAGUAUGUUAUGUACUUAUGAACAGCAUGUAUCCUUUUCCAUUUUGUCUUUUAUCUUUGCUUUCGAAUUAAUGUAGUUUUGCUUUUAAUGUAUGCUUUUGUUUAGAAUGUUGUAGUAAUCAUUGUUUCAAGUGCUUCAUUUCCUACAA